GAAAAUUCAACAUGGAGGCAGCUCAGCAGAUGAUCACAAAGAACUACUCUUUAAGAGUGUUGAAGGAGCCGAGGGGGUUCAUUAAAUUUCUCGAAUUUAUUCUAGCCAUAUUUGCCUUUGCAACAACAGCAGGCCAUUGUGGUUAUUUCACUUUCAAAUUAAGUUGUAAUGAUGAUGAUUACCCUGCUGAGAGAGUUGAUUACUGCUAUCCGUUUGACAUGACCCAAACCACAAUCUCCUAUCCCCUUUGUGUGCAUACCACGCCAUCAUCAACAAUGGCACCAAAUGAAAUUAAUCUUAAAUUGGACCCUUCAAGUUCAGCCGAGUACUUUGUGGCUGUUGGUGUGUUAGCCUUUCUUUAUUGCAUAGUCGCACUUGUUUGGUAUGUAUUCUUUGAGAAGAACCAUCGUGAUAAGGACCUACUUCCACUUGGAGAUUUCGUGAUGACCUGCAUUUUUGUCCUGUUGUGGUUGACCGGUUCAUCGGCGUGGGCCAAAGGCGUGACAGAUGUGAAGUAUGCAACUGAUUUUGAUACUGUUCAAAGUCUCCUGCCAGAAUGUUCAUUAGAGUCUGUCACUUGUACUCUUGUAAAGAGCCCAAGCUAUGCUACUCUGAAUGUUUCAAUAGUUUUCGGGUUCUUAAAUAUGUUUGUAUGGGCUGGAAAUGUAUGGUUUGUAUAUAAAGAGACUCCCUGGUUCGAUAAGUACGAGGCAUCAAAGCAACGGCCUGCAAAUCCUAUGACACCUGAGAAACAAGAUAUUGAGACCCCAGAUAAUACAAUUUAGGUUCAAAGUAGCUGAUGAUUUAACCCUUAUUUUCUUGGCUCUCCUCUUGGUUGACUGGUUUUGCAGUGUGGUGAUAUAACGUAAAAUAACAAUGUGGCACUGUAAGAGUAGUUAUGUGGAUGAGUAUUUUUGAUAGGUGGUCUCUUCCAAUUGUAGCCAGUAUUAGGUAGCCUGGUGUGGCUAAUUUUGUUAUGAGGUCAUCGUUAUUACAUUCACAUUACUGCUGAAAAUACUGUUCAGUCAUGAGAGACCAAUUUGUUAAGAAAGUCAUGUAUACAAUCAAUAAACUAAAACAUUAUCAUAAUAUCAACGACUGGCUUUUAUAGCAACAGGAAGGUGGCAGUCUUGAAAUUAUGUUUUCUUAUACUGCAGCAAAAAGGCUAAAUUAUAGGUCGCAUCUUUGAUUUUAACCCAGACCUAUACUCUUGCUUAUAACUUAUAAAUACAGUUCAUAUUAGGAUAACCCACCUCCAUUCCCAUCCCCACCUUUCAGUAUUAUCUUACUAUGAACUGGGUUUUUGCUGAUAACUGAAAUCUGCUAAAGUAAAUGGAUAUGAACAUGUAACCAUUUCAGUUAUAUAACUUCAAUAAAAAAAUCUGUGAAUUAACUACAAAUUAAAAAAAAACAUUUAUGGUACUCUAGUUCUGCAUAGAAGCAUUUACCUGACCAUACAAUGUUAUUCCCACUUCUGGUUAUUGCUGGAGAAGUUAUUGUGUUUAAUGUUAACUUUUAAACUCGCUUGUUUGAAAUGUAUAUUGUCUAUAUAUUUACUACUGUAAAAUUUGUAUUAGAAACCACUGCUUCUAAUAAAAUUGGAAAUGGAACAGACCGGGUGUUGCUUUUACGGUAAUACAGCAUCAUGUGAAUGUUUGGUUCUCAAUUAUUGAUAAAGAAUGGAUGUGGCUUCUAAUACAGAUUUUAUAGUAUAACUAGUAGUCUAUUCUAGCCAAUGAGAUGCUAUCAUGAAUGGCAAUUUUGCUUGUCCCGGGCUACAGAAUUACCUUUAAUGUCAAGUCCCAGUUGGGCAUUUUGUUUCUGUACUCUACACUACUGAUAUUCAGCGAUACUUACAGAAUCUUAGAUUCAAGAAUGCCACACAGGACACUAAUCGGGGGGGGGGGGGGUCGUGAUCCCAAAUUCGGUUUUAUAAAAGUCUAAGAGGUUAUUAUUCUUACUUGUGUUUGAAAGAUUUUUCAUAAACAGAGUGUGUGCCAUUUUGGGUUGACUGUACAUACCGGUACUCUAUAUACAGUUUAAUAUUAUUUAUGCUUUCUAAUACCUCAGUGAAUUGUUGCCAGGUGUCCCGUUAAUACUUUGUAGAUACAAAAAAGAAAAACAUAUUUGUAAUUUGUCUACAGUUUUCUAGACGUGUAAACAUCACACUUGUACUUGUAUGUGAAAUUACAUUGGAGAUGUUAAUAGGUUCAAAAACCAGUGAACUGUUUACUGAAUAGGUAAUCAACAACACUUAAAUAUCCUUGGUAUGUCAGGAAGAAUGCAUGUUUGUUAAAUGGUCAAAAUAAUUACAUUUCAUCAUUUGCUUCAUGCUAAUAGGGUGUUCCAAUGGCAGUGUUUGAAAUUUCUCAAAAUUGUCUAUCAGAUACCAUGCCCUGCCACGAAGUUACCAACCUUUUAUUAAAGAUUGAUAUAAUACUUAUGUUCUCAUUCCAAACAAGCACCACUAAAAAGAUACAUUUUUUUUUUCUUCCAAUUCCCCUCAGUAUAGUAAUAAUUUUAAUUAUUAAAAAUUUGAAAUAAAAUAUUUUUUUGCAUGUA
Molecule: messenger RNA, 2562 nt
Organism: Saccoglossus kowalevskii
Lineage: Eukaryota; Metazoa; Hemichordata; Enteropneusta; Harrimaniidae
Product: synaptoporin-like protein
Cellular component (GO): synaptic vesicle membrane; synaptic vesicle
Source: RefSeq, marked provisional